AUGGCACAAAGAUUUUACGAAAUGAAAAUAGAUUCACAAACAAGCCUCAUGGUUUGGGAUCCUAAAGGCAAGGCAGUCACCAUUAAGCUGGCACUGCAUCAUAAAAGUGAUCUCAACAGUCUUCAUUUAUUAUUUGAAUCAGUGCAUUUAAUCAAAGGAUGA
Molecule: messenger RNA, 162 nt
Organism: Laccaria bicolor S238N-H82
Lineage: Eukaryota; Fungi; Basidiomycota; Agaricomycetes; Agaricales; Hydnangiaceae
Exons: 3
Coding region: 1-162 (53 amino acids)
Source: RefSeq, a predicted model, not a curated record